AUGAGCCCCUCUCCAUUCCAUUUCUCCCACCACUAUACCCGACGCAUACCUUCUUCUACCGCCCCUCGCCAAAAACAUGCCUCGUCGUGGGCCUCCGAAGCGGAGACUGCGAAAUUAGAGAUGCUGGCUUUGUCAAAGCACUCGGCCGUGCUCACGCUCCAUGCCACGUUACCCUCGCUUGGCACAGAGCACUCAGUUGCCGCAAUGCUCUGCGUUGGUGGGUCGUCCAAGCUUUCCCUACUCAUAUACCAACAUGUAUUGAAGAUCGGGGCCUCGAAUAUAUCUCUUGAUUGCCUUAGGAUUGUUAAGGGAAGAUCCUCUCUCCUUCUCCCUAUUUUCCCCCCACAGCUUUUCCCUCUCCAAGCAAUAGCAAAUUCUAAAAAUUCUCUCAUUCUUUCCCCCUCCCAAACUCUUGAAGAUUUAGAGAAAAUUUCCCUAAAAAAUAUCUCUUGGUCCCUUGUUUCCUCUCGCGCGCACGACCAGUCGUCGGUGAUGCCCCAGCACGCACACGAGAAGGCCUUAGCGUAUCGCAUCACCGACCGCCUGCCAUCUUGA
Messenger RNA from Striga asiatica, 555 nucleotides. Lineage: Eukaryota; Viridiplantae; Streptophyta; Magnoliopsida; Lamiales; Orobanchaceae. The record is from the annotation of a GenBank genome assembly.